Molecule: messenger RNA, 192 nt
Organism: Ostertagia ostertagi
Lineage: Eukaryota; Metazoa; Nematoda; Chromadorea; Rhabditida; Trichostrongylidae
Source: the annotation of a GenBank genome assembly
AUGGAAGGCCCUUUAUCGAAAUGGACCAAUAUGGUUCAUGGCUGGCAGUAUCGGUGGUUUCGUCUUGAAGAAGAUGCAUUGCUAUACUACACAUCCAGAGAAAAAAUGCUUAAAGGCCAACAACGAGGCAUUGAUGGCGAAAAUAACAGCCUUUUCACAAUCACUGUCGAUGGAAAGGUUUUCCAUUUGCAG